Messenger RNA from Phlebotomus papatasi, 2494 nucleotides. Its product is annotated as TBC1 domain family member 19. The record is from RefSeq and is a predicted model, not a curated record. Lineage: Eukaryota; Metazoa; Arthropoda; Insecta; Diptera; Psychodidae. The transcript is spliced from 3 exons. Bases 951 to 2462 code for a protein of 503 amino acids.
AGUGUUUUAUAUAGCAAGAGUUUUAAUGGCCUACGCACAAUUGCAUCCCAGGCGAUAAUCUCUUUAUUUGUUUCUAAUUAUCCGUGUUAAUGGCUUUUGUCGUGAAACGAAAAUAGAAUAUUUUUAUGCUUUCAUUUCCAUUUAGCAUAAAAAUUUAAAAAAUUAUGGAAAGCCUUCAUAAAAAUACCAUUAAAUAAAAAACAUCACGAAAUUUACAGGAAUACAAAUUUGAUUCAAAUUCAAAUAAACAACAUAUUUUGAUGUCAUAAUUUUCGGUUGGCAUAUUUAUUUAUUAGGACAACAUGUCUUAAACAAUUUAUUGAAAAAUAGCUUUGAAAAGAAGAAAGGAGAGUUAGAGAGGAAGGGGGUUGAUUCAAAAUUGAAACUGUUGGAAAAACGUCUCUUUUUCCCCGUUUUACCGGAAGACUAAUGUGGCAGUCAGGUUGGGAAGAGAGGGAAGCAGGAUUUAGUGGAGGGAUUGCGUGAAAGUUGAAGCGACACAAUCAACUUCUGUGUGACUUUUCUUCGGGGGAGGAGGAGCAGGUUUAGCUGCCAAAAAGAUAACAAUCGAAUUUGUGUGUCAUUUCCCAAAAAGCGAUUGCUGCAACCCCUUCGAUUUUCCUGCGGAAGUCUUUCUUCCCGCGCGGGCUUUUUUAUCUUUUCAGCCUUUUCCGGGAGGCGCGCUUUUUUUUUAGGAAAAAGUGAGAGAGAGAGAGAGGAAUUGGUGGAGUGUGGGAUGGGGAUUGAAGUUGCCUGGUGAUGCGUUGAAUUUUGUUUAUUCGAUACCCCCGCGCGAGAAAAUUCCCCCUGGAAAAUCCAUCGUGUUGCACGUAUAAGAAGUUGUGGCCAGGAGCGCGAGUGAAAUAGUUUUACACGGGAAUUGCUGCGAUCUGGACGUUCCUUCUGCCCAAGGAGGAUUCGCGAGUGUAUUUUCUGAUUGUUCUGGAGUGAUGGAGGAGCUUCGUGAUGCAAGUAUCCAUCACACAGCCCUCAAACUCUCCAGUGACAUCAAAACGAUGAAGAUCUACGACAAUGUCUACAAGAUGGUACAGAAACUCGCGUGUUCGCCGGAUGUUGAUAAGAAUGAGAUGAAGAAUACUCUGGAAAGUGCCAUUAAGAACACAGGACUAGACACAGAGAUUCGCAAUCUCAUUUACCACUUGAUUAGGAAUUCAAUUCGCGCGGAUGUGAGAUCCACAGCCACUUCCUCCCAUGAUCCCCUGAAUUACUUGCGUCGUGCGGGGAUUCAGUGGGAAAGGAGGGUCAAAAGGAGUCUCACAGCGAUGUGUGCUGAGCUCAAAGUUCCGCUCCAGGGACAAACCCGAAUCCUGUCGGACAGGGAGGAGCUGGCGUCCAAAUGGGAGGAACUCAGCAAUUACCAGGUAGAUCUCUCAAACUACCGCCCAGUUUACGCUCCAAAGGACCUCCUGGAGGUGCUACUGUCCCUGAAGGGUCCCACGAAGCACGAGGAAGAUGAAUUCCUGCCUCGCUGGGAGUUUUCUCACAUUGCCCUGCCCGUGAAGAAUCUCUUUGAGCUUCGUGUCCACUUUGGUGAUCUCCUGCGUCAUGACGUCGGAGUGGCUGAGUGGACAGCUCAGUGUCACAAAGUCCUGGCCCUCCGUCAUGCCCCAGUUUGUCAGCAAGUCCUGAGGAAGGGCUGCACUCCGGCUCCGGUUCGGGGGCAGCUUUGGGCUUUUGUCCUGGGCAGUCACAUCGAUACUCAUCAGACUGAGCACUGGGAUUCCCUCAAGAGCACAGUCAUGAUGACGGAUCUGAUUGUGGACAAACUGGUCUUCAAGGAUGUCCAGCUCACGGCCACAAAUGACGAUCAGUAUUUUGUCUUUGAGGAUGUCCUCUACCAGGUCAUGCUGUGCUUCUCGAGGGACGCAGAGAUCGGGCAGUUGCUUAGUGCGGACUCAAAUUCACAGAAUCCUCCAAAAAGUGGGAAGCAAUUCGAGGGACCACCGUGCGGAAUUGUUCCACAUCAUGGGAUUUGCAUGUUUGCUGCUCCUUUUUGCUACCUCUACGACACUCCCGUAAAGCUCUACUUCACCUUCCGGGCUUUCUAUAUUCGCUACUGCCAUCGACUGACCACUAUCAACACGCAUCCGCAGGGCAUUGUCAGUCUCUGUCUGCUCUACGAGAAACUCCUGCAGACGCACGAACCUCAACUCUGGUCGCACUUCCGGGAGCUUCAAAUUCAACCGAUCCGCGUGGUGUUCAAAUGGCUGAUGCGUGCCUUCAGUGGUCAUCUGCCUCCUCAGCAAUUGCUGAUCCUCUGGGACUUGGUGCUUGGCUUCGACAGCCUCGAGAUCCUCUCGCUCCUGGCGGUGAUCAUCCUCAGUUUCCGCAAGGAAUCCCUCAUGCAGGUGUCCUACAUUGAGAACAUCGAGGCAGUCCUUGCUGAUCUUUCGUCCAUCAAGGUCCUGCCCCUGAUCCAAUUGGCCCUGAGCCGGGAUUAGUGGGAAUUAUCUCAAGAAAGAAAAACUCUUUG